Alexandromys fortis (reed vole) is the source of this 4809-nucleotide messenger RNA. RefSeq names its product coronin 2A (gene Coro2a). NCBI's taxonomy places the organism in Eukaryota, Metazoa, Chordata, Mammalia, Rodentia, Cricetidae. Gene Ontology annotation, molecular function: actin filament binding. Bases 419 to 2173 code for a protein of 584 amino acids. The record is from RefSeq and is a predicted model, not a curated record. The transcript has 12 exons.
UCAGGAAAAUCAGCUGGAAGAAACAGCACCUGCCUCACCAAGAUGAAAAGAGAGAACCAUCUACCAAAAAUUGGUCUCUGAUCUCCAUAGAGAGAUUUUUCUCGUCAGGGUUGAGGCCAAGGUUGGGGUCACGAUGUUUGUUGGGAUUUUAGUCUGGGUGUGGGUGCGCCCCUAGUCAGGUUUUAUUGUGUCCAGUCUGGGUCUCUGAAGAUCACUUUCAAAUGAAAUACUUUGGCUUGGUUUGGCUUUGUGAGACAGGGUCGUGCCGAGUAGCCCAGGGUAGCUUUGAAUUUGCUGUGUACCUUGGAUUCGCCAAGUCACCUGAGCUGAUUUUUAAACUUUUGACCUGCACGCUGGAAUUUGGCAUGUUUCACCACACCUAUCUUGCCCUUCUAAUCUCCCUCUUAAUAACCAGGCUAUGAUAGAAAGUGGUGGUUCAGACCCUCCCACAGAACACUUAGAGGGAGCGGCCUCUGUGCCCACAAGGUCAAAUCUUAAGAGGAAGAAUCAAAAGAAAAACUUGAGAUUUCAGAUGUGGAAUGGCUCUGGCAAUAGCAGAUUCCGGCCCAGCCCACCCAUCCUCAAACCAAAUCAGAUGUCAUGGCACCCCCAGUACCGCAGCUCCAAGUUCCGACACGUCUACGGCAAGCCUGCCAGCAAAGAGAACUGCUACGACUCAGUGCCCAUCACGCGCAGUGUCCAUGACAACCACUUCUGUGCCGUGAACCCCCAUUUCAUCGCUGUGGUCACUGAAUGCGCCGGCGGGGGGGCCUUCCUCGUCAUCCCCUUGCACCAGACAGGAAAGUUGGACCCUCACUACCCCAAGGUCUGCGGGCACAGAGGGAAUGUCUUGGACAUCAAGUGGAAUCCUUUCAAUGACUUUGAGAUCGCCUCCUGUUCUGAAGAUGCCACGAUUAAGAUCUGGAACAUCCCCAAGCAGCUGUUGGCAAGGAACCUCACGACCUACAGGAAGGAGCUGGUGGGUCACGCACGCAGGGUGGGGCUGGUGGAGUGGCACCCCACAGCUGCCAACAUCCUCUUCAGCGCUGGCUAUGACUACAAGGUGAUGGUGUGGAACCUGGACACAAAGGAGUCUGUAGUUGCAAGCCCCGUGAAGACAAUCGCCUGUCACCAAGAUGUGAUCCUCUCCAUGUCCUUCAACACCAACGGCAGCCUGCUGGCCACCACCUGUAAGGACCGCAAGAUUCGCGUUGUCGACCCCCGACUAGGGACUGUCCUCCAGGAAGCCAGCUACAAGGGGCACCGGGCCAACAAAGUAUUGUUCCUGGGGAACCUCAAGAAGCUGCUAUCCACGGGUACAUCCCGAUGGAACAACAGGCAGAUGGCCCUGUGGGACCAGGACAACCUUUCUGUGCCCCUCACAGAGGAGGACCUGGAUGGCUCCUCGGGCGUGCUGUUUCCCUUCUACGACUCGGACACCAGCAUGCUGUACAUAGUGGGGAAGGGAGAUGGGAACAUACGAUACUAUGAGGUGAGCGUUGAGAAGCCUUACCUGAGCUACCUGACUGAGUUCCGCUCCUACAACCCACAGAAGGGGAUCGGUAUCAUGCCAAAGAGAGGUCUCGAUGUGUCUUCCUGUGAGAUCUUCCGCUUCUAUAAGCUAAUCACAACCAAAAGCCUCAUCGAGCCCGUGUCCAUGAUUGUACCCCGGAGGUCAGAAUCCUACCAAGAGGACAUCUACCCGCCCACGACCGCAGCUCAGCCCUCCCUGACAGCCCACGAGUGGCUCAGCGGAAUAAACAGAGAGCCCAUCAUGAUGUCCCUUCGACCUGGCUCCGAGCCGCUGGAGCCCCAGCCACUGCCUCCAGAGAAGAAACCUUUCUCCAAUUCUAUGGUCCAAGUUUCACCUGGGCUCUUGGAACCCAUGGCACAGCUGGCCACCAAUGAUGACCGGACACCCCGCUCUUUGCUGGGAGAGAAGACACCAAAGUGGGCCACAGAGCAGCGGCUGGAGGAGAAGUCCUGGCUCAGCAAUGGCACUGAUAUUUUUGAAUGCCCCCCACCAAAGACAGAAAAUGAGCUGCUGCACAUGUUCUACCGGCAACAGGAGGAGAUCCGGAGGCUCCGGGAGCUGUUGAUGCAGAGGGAGGUCCAGACCAAGCAGCUGGAACUGGAGAUCAAGAACCUGCGGAUGGGCUUAGGACAGUUCUGAGCAGAGGUCCCCGCCAUCCUUGCCCUCAGGGACACCAAGAGGCUCUGUGGGGAGGUCCAGAACCGAACCAUAGGUCCCCAAGAACAACCACUAUUUCUAUAUUUUAUACCAGAAAACUCUUGGUCACUGAAAGAGAUCCCAGUGGGACAUGGUGCCACUUUCCCGUUGCCUUCUCACCGCUGUGGUUUCUGCCCCGGCUGGUUUCGAUUGCACCCUGCCUUCUGCUGAAUUCCGGUUUUAAGGGUCAGGGAGGACCUAUGACCUCCCAGAGGUAGAAAGAUCGGGAAGGACUGGGUAGGUCAACCUGCCUGUGGUCAUAGAGUAGGGAGCGGUUUUGGUCGGUGGACUCAUUCUUAACAGAUAGCCUCCAUCUUCAUCAGCCCACUUUGGAAUAUAUGCUUUGACUGCUAAAUUAUCUCUUAGAAGCUUGAAAACCACUGAUCUGACUUACUUAACUAAGGCCCAGAGAGAGACGCGUAAGAUCUGUUUCCUGGCAGGGCUAGACUGAGGUCCUGUCCUGGGUCUGUCUGACAGUGUUGUUCUCAGUCCCCAUAGUAGGAUCCAUUGGUUUCUGACCUCAGCUAUGUCCGGACUUCCCUGGUGACCUUUACUAAGUACUGCUCUCUCUGGUCUCGGUUUCUCCGUCUGAACAAGGGGAAAGUUCCAGUGAGCUAUCACCCCCUCUGUGACUUGCCACCACAUACUUGAUUUUGAUCGCGCCUGUGGGUUGGUGACCUGUGCUUAAUGAAGAAACUCAGGCUGGUGCGGGGACUCAGUCUGAAAGGAAUGAGUGAAGAUUGGGCCCAAUUCUAAACUACAGACAGGUAGCCAAACCCAUCCUUCCAACCAGAACCAGUCAGGUGAGAGUAGAUAGUCCCAUAGCUGGGGACACCAACCAUAUCUGUUGACUCCAGAGCCUGCAGCCUCCAGGAGGGCAGACGCAGGCUUCCACCCAGAUUAUCAAAAGGCCUCUGUGAGGUUGGGGAUGUGGAGGGAGGGCGGCACUGGAAGUGGCCAAGCCCUGUGGCCACCCACCAGGAAGGGCUCUGGUUGGCCUGUACCAGGUAAGAAAGUGGGACCAGAUAGUAUCUGGUCUGCAGGCCUGCCCGCCCCCCCUCCUUGUGUGUCCUGGGCCCUAUUCUGAGGCUCUUUCUCUCUUGGUGGUCAGUACAGCAGCCCAGCUGUUGCCUGAGAAGAAUCUAAGACAGAGCUUACUCCCCAAGCUUACCAGACACCCACUCCCCUCUGGACAGGCAGGCAAUGUUUUCCCCAUCACACGGGUCACCCUGGAGCUCAAGUGGGGAUUGCAGGAGCCCCACAGGCUAACAGACUUUGACCACGCUAACGAUUAGCAUCCCUCUGGAUGGACAUAGUGAUGACCAGACCCACCCCCGCCGCAGCUGACUCCUCAGUGGGAAGUGUGGCCCUCUGGACAAGCUGCCCAGGUGACUUCAGUACAGUGAGGACGGAGAGGCUUUGGGCGGGUCUCCUGAACCUGAGCUGGCAAUCAAAGUAGGACAAUCUCAAGACUCCCUCCCAUGAUGCCUUGCCCCUCACAGUCCCGUGUUUCUUGGUUUGUUCUCCAUCCAUCCAUCACUAGACCAGGACUCUAUUCCCGACGACGACAAUCUAGCUAUGCUUGCCGUGUUUGUGCUCCCGAGAAAAAAGCUAAGUCCCAGGCAUUUGACAGGAACUGGAGCUGCUGGAUCGGGGCUCUCUAUCCUUUCAUUUGUGACUAGUUUGUCAAGCUCCCUACCCCAUGUUCAGAAGGCAGGACAGCCUCAGAGUGAAGACACCAGUCCAAAGCCACUGCCUCCUGUAUGUGGCUGAGGGUGGGGUCUCCAGAGCUCCCCAUCGUGGUAUCUCUGCACAACACCAUCCAUCUCACCCCAAGAGAAACUCACCCCACUGUAAGGGACCCAGACUCAGACCUCACAUUCAAGAACAGGUCACUGGUGGCUAUGAACAAAUUUAUUUGUUGUUUUUUUUUUACACCUAGAAUAAAUUAUUUAAAUUAUUUCAUAGCAGGGGAGAGGGAUAGUUAAUUUUUAUCAGAUAUUUUUUUAAAGUCAUCUUUUUUUUUUUAAGAUUAUGUUUUUGUGUUCUUGAGUUGAUGGAGCCGCCGUGCCCACAAAGGCGGUGCCCACCCAGGGGCAAAGCAGCCCUGGCCUCCCUGUCUCACGCCUUGGGAGCUCCCUUUCUGUUGACUCAGGAACUUUGUGUGGUGUGGAUGAGGAGAGCGCUUGGAGAUGAGCCGUCGGCUGGUACCCACCUUAGCUCUAGAAUAAUUCUGUUUCCUGGAACAAAACUUGAGGGUCUGCCCUAGAGGGAAACAGGAAGUGAGAAAGGAGCUAUGCUUGUUGUUGAAGCCGUGCCUGAAGCUGUUUGAAUGAUUGUUUUAAUGUUUCUUAAAUUCCUUGUACCUUUGUAAAAAAAUAAUAAUAAUAAAGAAAUAAAAGUAAAAAAAUCGAUGCAGAAAUUGUGCAAUGGAAGAAUAUAACAAUCAACACUGGGUGAUAAUUGCUCCCCUGUAAUCCCAGCGUUUGGAAGGCUGAGGCAGAAGGAUUGAAUUUCAGUCCAACCUGGACAGAGUGUGAGUCCCUGCCUCAACCAAAAUAAUAAAACACCAAGCUCGA